UUCUUAUCGGAUUUGAGGCUGAGCUUAAUUGUUUUACUCGUUUUUGUUUUUGUUUUUGUUUUUUUCAAUUGCCUCUUGAUGUCCCUCGGAGGGCGACGAGCCAAUCAAACCCGCACUCUCUGACGUCACGAGGCCAACGUGACGAGCUGAUUGGUGGGAGCAGGGCGGGGGGUACAGCCCCUGUCCUUUUAUAGACGACCCCGUACAGCGCGUAAAAGCUACUGGGCACAGCUGACAGCGCCGGAGACGCACAUCGGACACAGUUACGCACACAGUCCUCUGAACGGGCCGCUCGGAGGUGCAUGGCCCCAUCCCCUUGUGUCAUGAUGAAUCCUGUGCAGGGGUCCCAAGACUGUCCCAAACAGCUCCAUCAAAAGGAGGAGACGGACACGGAGGGCGAGGAGCUUCAGCCAAAAGACAUGACCACUGAGAAAGGAUACAAACUUCAGCGGAGCAGCCUCCCGUUUAGCGUUGAGUCGUUGAUUUCCAAGAAGACCACUACCUGUCGGACUUCUUAUUCCCCUUCAGAUUUAGCGCUGCCGAAGCCCCUAACCGGACAGUUCUCUCCAAGGACUCUUUACGCGGAGAGCAAGGUUUCAGCGGAGAGCUCGCAGGGUGUUUCCAGUAGUUCCAGCGAGGACAGUCCGCAGUUUUGUGAGAAAGAGCAGAGCACUUGGUUCCAGACGUCCUCCUUUUCUACUCCGCCGCGGAGCUCAAGUCCAACUCAGUGUACUUUACGGAAACACAAAAACAACAGGAAACCUCGCACGCCCUUCACUACCUCCCAGCUGCUGGCGCUGGAGCGCAAGUUCCGCCAGAAGCAGUACCUCUCCAUCGCCGAGAGAGCCGAGUUCUCCAACUCCCUCAACCUGACGGAGACUCAGGUCAAAAUUUGGUUUCAGAACCGGAGGGCCAAAGCCAAGAGACUGCAGGAGGCCGAGCUGGAGAAGUUUAAACUGGCCUCAAAGCCCAUCCUGCCCGCCUUUGCUCUGCCGCUCCCCCUCGGUGCGCACAUGGGCUCUCCAACGUGGGGCCCGUCAAACGCCUUCCCGAGGCCUAGUCUGCCGGUCCCGGGACUGUUCAGCGGACCCGUCACUUAUGGGAUGUACUAUUUGUCUUAGUAUUACUAAGUGUGUGUGUGUGUGUGUGUGUGUGUGUGUGUGUGUGUGUGUGUGUGUGUGUGUGUGCGCGCGCGAGUGUGUGUGUGUGGUGUGUUCUCUGUCAUGCAAUACACUUUCAAACGAGGUUGAUGCGUUUUAAACACCUCGGAAACAUUUUUGUAUUUUUAAUUUGGAGUUUAGAGAAAUUUUCUAGCCUCCAUAGUAAAAAAAAAAAAAAUCUAUUAAUUUUGGGACACGUUUUGAUAUAUCACUGUGCGUAAUUGGAGUGAGCUCUCGCUCUGCUCAUUUUCAGUGGAUUGUGGAUCCACAGGCCUAAAUUACUGAGGCAAUACUCCAAAAGUAAAUGUCAGGUUUUUAAACGACAUGCCUUAAAUAUCUCCUUUCCAGUCCACGCACCGUGCUCCUCAGUGGUUUGUGAAAGUGGACAUUUAAAGUGUGUCCAGACAUGACGGAGAUCAUCUGCUGAAGCGGAGGUUUUAAACGCAACAGAAAAAGUACUUAAACGGUGUCAGUGCCUUAAUUAAACCAGAGUAUCACUUGAAGUAUUUCUCCUCAUUCAGCAUUGACUGUUUCUGCUAAAACUGCAGUUUUCCGCAGAGUUGCUGUUUGAAUUUUCUGUCACAGUUUCUACAUUUUGUAAACAUGGAGCAAAAUUAUAUUUUUGAGGGAAAAAAACCCACAUACGUAUUAGAUCUGUUUUUUUCCUCACAGCGUGGCCUUUAUGGGAGUGUUAUAGAUUUUCUCUAGGAAUUUUGCUGUUAAUGUAAAUAAAAAUGUGUAGUUCAUAAUGUCCUGCAGCCUCGCGCGAGGAGCGGCGGGAAAUGUGGUAUUUAUUGAAUAUCUUUGUAUCUGUACUGUGUACAUACAUCACUCUAUCUAAAUGCUCAGUUACUUGUAAAAACUGAUUUUAGUAAAUAAACAUUAUA
Molecule: messenger RNA, 2047 nt
Organism: Plectropomus leopardus (leopard coralgrouper)
Lineage: Eukaryota; Metazoa; Chordata; Actinopteri; Perciformes; Serranidae
Source: RefSeq, a predicted model, not a curated record